Branchiostoma belcheri (Belcher's lancelet) is the source of this 5682-nucleotide messenger RNA. RefSeq names its product UPF0577 protein KIAA1324-like homolog. Lineage: Eukaryota; Metazoa; Chordata; Leptocardii; Amphioxiformes; Branchiostomatidae. Gene Ontology annotation, molecular function: 2 iron, 2 sulfur cluster binding. The transcript is spliced from 27 exons. The record is from RefSeq and is a predicted model, not a curated record. Bases 261 to 3335 code for a protein of 1024 amino acids.
AAAGGUUGGCCAUCGCGGUGCAUUGUGGGGAGAAGUACAAAGCAGUGGGUGAGGGACCAAAAAAAUAGGUGUCAGCCCCAAAUUUUUAUGUUUCUUCCCCAUAUGUUGGGCUGGUAGAGCCGUAAUUUGCUCCAGACAUACGGUAAACAUAGUUGGCUCGGCAGCUUGCAGUAGGGAGGGCCAUUUCCCCAAGAUUAGCUAGUUUUUCCAGUCUCAUCGCGCGUCGGGAGCAGACGGAAUUCGCGGAAGAAGAAGCCAACAUGAUUCCGUGCCAGGUGGUUGUACUGGUGCUGAUGUUGUCGGCAGGACCUGCGGUUCACGGACAGGGCGGUACGGAGACUACGCCCGCCCCACAGCCACCUCAGCCCGUAGCUACCCAGCCGCCGCCAGCAGGCAGCCCUACAUGUACAGCCGAUGACUUCCACUAUGAGUACACAGAGUGUGACAGCGGUGGAGGCAGGUGGAGAGUGCUGGUGCCUAACGUAGGCAACACAUGUACAGGACCCCCUCCUGCAGACGCACCCAAACGGGGCAAGGAGUGUUCGUUCUCCUGCGGAGCUGGUGAGUUUUUCAGCAUCGACCAGCAGACAUGUCAGCGCUGCCCCCCUGGUACCUACUCCCUGGGAGGGGGGGUCCUGUUCGACCACUGGGAGGCCCUCCCAGGGGGGUUCACCACCACGGCUGAGAUUGGGGACUACAGCUACUCCAGUAAAACAAACUGUUCAGAAGUAACCUGGGAGCCUAAGGGUGACUUUAUCGCGUCAGGGAGCGGAGACUGCACCACAACGCUGGUGUACGCUGCCAACUUGAAGAAGGCAGGGAAAGUCACCUUCACAUACCAGUACAUUGAUGACAACACCAUCUUCCACGUCUAUGUCCAGAAUGAGCAGUGCCAAACUGUGAUGGACUCUGACACCAACAAGUGGCCUGACACCACCGAGGAGGGGAAAUGGAACGAGGAAUCAAUUGACCUGACCUCAGGUAACAACGUCAUCUACUGGAAAACCACUGGUCUGUCGUUUGGGAACGAAAGGAAGCCAAAGCCAGUUUUCAUCAAGAAAAUAACCAUUGAAGGUGUUGCGUACACAUCAGAGUGCACCAAGUGUCCCCCCGGCACUUACACCGACCAGCCUGGGCAGUCAGAAUGUGCAAAAUGUCCGCGUAACCAGCAUGCGGAACAUGAGGGUUCAGAUGAAUGUGUAGCCUGUAAUGCCACUGAGUAUGCAGAGGCUGGUGCAGCACAGUGUACCCCGAUGCCACCAUGUAAAGCCCAGGACUACUUUCAGACACACACUCCAUGUGAUGAGAACAAGCAGACCCAGCUGAUGUACAAGUGGAUUGAACCAAAGAUCUGCCGCGAUGACAUCAACGGAGCCGUCAAGCUGCCAGCGUCAGGAGCCAAGGAGCCGUGUCCGCCCUGUAACCCCGGCAUGGCCUUCCCUAACCAGACAGCAACCGUCUGCGAGUUCUGCCCCGCAAACCAGUUCUCUGAGGGGGAACAAUCUUGUCAGAACUGUCCCCCAAACACGGAGCCUAACUACAGCCACCAGUACAAGUGGUGGAACAGCCUCCCAGCCAGCAUGGAGAUGACCUGUAUCAGUGUGCACGUCCGUGGCUGUGCGUCCACCCGGGGCUGGGAGCUGGCCGGCGAUCACAUCCACUCUGGGGUUGGGAAUGCCGACGAUGCGUAUCUCGUACUGGCGCUGCGCACGGAGGGAUACCGUGACCAGAUCCCGGGGUCGACUGGCGAGUUUGGCCGCAUCACCUUCGUGUUUGACACUGUCUGUGAGUCUGAGUGUCAGCUCUUCUUCAUGCAGGAAAUUGAGGGACGGGGCACCAAGGUCAUAGAAAGUUGGAGUGGUGGCCAAAGCAAGCAGCAGUACAGUUUCGUGAUCACGGCGCAGGACGCCAUGACCUUCACCUGGGCGUUCCAGAAGACAGACGAGGUGUUCGGGGAGAACCAACAAAACUUCCCCAGCUACAUGGCGCGUAUCUACAUGAUCAAUGUGACCAACACAGUGGACGGAGGAGCAUCAUCCUGCACCGCCUGUCCUCAGGGCAGUAAGAACGCCAGGUGCAUCCCUUGUAAGAGGGGCUUUUUUGCCAACCCAGACACCAACACAUGUGAGCAGUGUCCCAAAGGAACGUACCUGAACUUCGGUGCUGAUGAUGGCCCCUGUGUGCCCUGUAGUGAGGGAACCACCAGCAAUGAAGACAGAACAGCCUGCUACAGUGACUGCACCUACACUGAUGCACAAGGGCACAAGUUUGACUUGACAGGGCUGAAAGGGUUCCACACAGUGCAGUCUGCCCCAACCUUCACGGCGAUGGGUACACGGUACUACUACCAGUUCAACAUCUCUCUGUGUGGGAACAAUGGGAUCGGAGAGGCCUCGUGUUUGGACAACAUCACAUCUGUGGAGGGACAGGGCGGCAGGCCUGGAGAGGUUGGAGAUGUGGUGAAAGGCAUGGUGUGUCGAUCCACCAUCAUCCCUACCAACAACAAGGGCAUCGCUCAGGUCAUCUCUGCACAGCCUGACAGUCUGGGAGAUCGCCUGCUGAACGUGACCCUGUCUGGCGUCAACAACACGGGAACAGCGAUGUCUGAGAUGGUCGACCUGUUUGAUCCGGAGAAGGACGGCAUCCACGAUCUCAUGUUCGAGUUCCAGUCAGAAAAGUCCACCAUGGCCUGCCCUGAAGGCCGGCGGACGCUUAUCUACCUGCGCUGUGACUACACCCAAACGGACGAAGGGAAGAUAGAACUCCCACGGGGCUGUCCUACAGGCACUUGUACAGGGUGUGACUUCCACUUCCUGUGGCACACGCGGCAGGCCUGUCCCCUGUGUACUGAGGAGGACUACCAAAGCAUCGAGGGGCAGUGUAAGGAUGGGAAACAGGUCACCCAGUUCCUCUGGACACAGACAGAGUACAGGACCUGUCGUGAUGGUGUGGCCCUUCCACAGACACAGACUAAGAAGUGCCAUGUUCUCUCCAUCAGGGACCCUAUGGUCCAGAUUGGUGUAGGCCUGGCCACCUGCUGCUCCAUCCUGCUGGUCUGUAUGCUGGUCUACUUCUGGAGGAAGAACAGGAAACUGGAGUACAAGUACAUGCGGCUGAUGCAGAACUCCUCCAAGCCGGGAGAACUCCCCAAGGUGGAGUCCUGCGUGGAUGAUGGGGAGGACGAGGAUGAGGUCAUCUUCAACGAGGGCGGGAACUCGGCGUCCACGCUGUUCAACAAGUUCAAGAACAAGAUGCAGUCCAAGAUGGCGGGAGAGGGAGACAACCCAUUUGAGUCAAUCCAGCUGACACCAAAACAACAGCUCUCCAACAUAUGAGAACCCCCUAUCAACAAGAUUCACCCCCUGACAAUAAAGACCCCCCUUAACUACUGCUGCUACUACAGCUGGAUCCCUACUUCAAUGACACAGCGUCAUCCCCUCCAAAUUUGCAAUGUUUCUGCUCCCUUUCCAAAUCAAGUCCCUCAAUUUAAAAUUUCAGUGGGAAAAUUUGAAAACAUGUCCUUUCUACAUAGAAUCCAAUGGAACAAAUGAAAUUGUUGAUGAUCAUUUACACAGUAUGUGUAGCUAGAUAGCAAGAUUUUAUGUAAAGUACUAUUAGGUAGCUCCAGGGUACAUUCCUUAUGUGUCUUGCUUCAAGAAAAAAAACAUUCUUUUUAAGCAUUCUUGCCUUUUUGAAAAUGCAUUUUUGUUCCUCAUGCCCCAGUUAAAACUCCUCUUCCAAAGCUGGUAGGAAUAUUUUGACUUCUUGAUUUUCUAGGACUGUGCAAUGGUGAGAUUAUAAUUUCUUGAAACAAUCAUAUCAUUUGUUGGCUGCAAGAUUUUUAAAUAUUUUUUGUUGGUUAGAAUUCUUUCAAAAAAUCACGUCUUGCUGCUGAUAUCUUUGUUUCUCAGUUGCAUGAAUGAAAAUUCUUCCAGGAAAAAUAAUAACACAUCAGAAAGUACACAUAAUAAAACAGGGAAAGACGAAGACAACACACACUGUCAAUCACAGUAAGUUUUCUUCUCAUACAGGUUGCAUUUCUGAUGUGUUUUGAGAGAAUGUACUGACAGAAUGAUUUCUCUUUGAUAGAAUUAAUAGAUUGUCCCCACACAGUAAUAGUUAACAUUGUGUAAUGUAGCUUGCUUGUGUCUCAAGGUUGGACAUAUAUAUAUUAUGAUCUUUUCAGUCAUUCCAUAAGAAAAGUGUCAGGGACAUAGUCAUUGUAACAAGGAUAUUGUUAAUUUUUUGAUUAUGAGAUGUCAUGUAUAUGUAUAUCUUAGAACAUUGGUGAAUGGAUCUGUAUAAUGUAUAUAUUUUGCAUGGUCAUAUGAUUAUUUGACCACAAGGUAGUUGUUUUUUUAUUUGUAUUUGUCGGGUCUGUAGAUUUGUUACUGACAGUGAUUUUGUAUGCAUGGUAUAUUAUGAUUAUGAAUGUAUGCCAGGGCAUGGCACCACUGAUUUCUUGGGUCUUGGUUGUAAAGGAAAUUUAAGUGGAAAAACAAAGUAAUUUAAAUUUCUUUUUUUACAAUUUAAUGUUUUUUGAAAACCAAGAAAAAAUUGACCAGAAUCCAGCCAAAAGUUAUACAUUUAUGAGCAAUAAUAUUCCCUAUUUUUUAAAAUACUUUCAUACAGCCCAAGAACCAAGGAAGCUAAUGGUUUGGCCUUGCCUUUCAGUGAGAUAAUAUUUUGCAUAUCAUUUGUUAAUGUUUUGAUGUUACUUGUAAGGGAGAAUAUCUGGCUACAUUUCUCUAAGGUGACUUUGGUGUUUUGUUGUGAAAUUCUAGAUCUGUACCUUCUAUUUGUGAUUGAGUUGUGCAAUAAGAACUUAGAACUUUGGAAGAUCCAAAAAGAUGCUGAAUUCUAGAUGACUAACAUUCCAGUCAGACAGUCAUGUUACUUGAAAUGUGCAUUAAUUGCUCUUUAAACUUUUUUUUAAAGAAUAAUUUGCAAUAAUGCCAACCACUACAGCCAUACAUGUAUGCCACAUGCUAGAAUAUGUUGUUUUGACUAGGAUUUGUCAUUUCUUGAUUGUGAUAUAAUUCUGCUUGUAGUCUACUAGUAUAUGCAAGAAGUCACAAAAAGUAGUGGAUGCUACUUGAAGUUUUCAAAAUGUAUCCAUUAACUGUGUUCUUGUGAUUCUCUUAACCUUCAUAGACAUUUAAUCGGUUUGAAUCAGCUGUUGUUUUGAAGCAAAUACUAUAUAUCCUGGCUGUUAUUUUGCAAUUUUGAUAUUCAUACAGUUUUGACUUGUAAUUUUAGUUGUGGUAUGCAAUUGCUAUACAAUAUUUGGAAAUAGUGUAACAUGUAAAGUUAUGUUUGUUAACGUGGUUUAUAUUCAAGCAUAGAUAACACAUUCCCUAACUAUGGUAGAUACAGUCACUGCAGUAGUUACCAGGAUUUAAAUGUAUUUAUGGUAUUAAGAUGUUUAUUAAGAAACUUCAGUGUAAACAGAACAUUAACUGGAAGUGUACCAUAUACUGUAUGUCACUCACAUGUAAACUAUUUAAGUACAAUCAUCAGUUUGCACCUUAAGUACAAUCAUUUCCUUACAAAUUUGGAUCCAGAUUAUUUGUUUAAAAUUUGUAUGUUUCUUUCAAACGUCCCAUAUCAGUCCAAAUCAUCAUUGUGAUGAUUAGGCAGUAAUUUCUGGUGUGCUUAAAAUAAAACAAAUGUGGUAUGGUU